AUGGAGCGCUCGAAGAAACCGACUGCGAUCCCCGUAUCCUCCUCUGCCCCGGGACCCAGCGUCUCCGUCCUCGAGAACCGGGUUGAAGCGUCUCUGGCGACGGGAGAGUCAAUUACUAUCAACUUGUUCGGGGCUACAGUGACGUCGUGGAAGCUCGCUGAGGGAUCGGAGCAGCUUUUCCUCAGUGAGGGAGCUCAUCUGGACGGCUCCAAGCCCAUCCGCGGUGGCAUCCCCCUAGUCUUCCCGGUGUUUGGCCCGCCUCCGAGUGGACAUGCGACCUCUGCGCUGCCGCAGCAUGGCUUCGCGCGGAACGUCUACUGGGAGUUUCUAGGCAAGUCGACCUCCGAGACCGAGGGAGAUGCCAGCGUCAAGCUCGACUUUGGCCUUUCCAAAGGGAUGCUGAGUGAGAAGUUCCAGAAGGACUGGCCAUUCGAGUUUGGACUGGUGUACAGUGUCACCCUCAGUCCCCGGAGUUUGACUACUUCGCUGCAGGUCCAGAACAAGGGAACGGCCUCUUUUGAGUUCCAGUCUCUUCUGCAUACAUACUUCAGAGUAGAUGACAUUUCAACGACUCGGAUUGCAGGCCUUCAGUCAAAGUCGUAUGUCGACAAAGUUCGCGGUGCAUCCACCUUCACUGAAGAGUCCGAUGCCAUUGCCAUCUCCUCCGAGGUCGACCGAGUCUACCAGUCUCUUGAUCCCGACGUGCCUGUCGUAGUCACCUCUUCGGACAAGCCAGUCUUCUCCAUCACCCGGGAAUCGUUGCUAGACAUGGUUGUCUGGAACCCGUGGAUCGAGAAGGCCAAGGGAAUGGCCGACUUCACCCCAGACGAAGCCUACAAGAACAUGGUCUGCGUCGAGGCGGGAUCCGUAUCUGGAUGGCAGGUUUUGGAGCCGGGUGACAUGUGGGAGGGAGGACAGACGAUCCGGUGUCGGCUAUGA
Molecule: messenger RNA, 939 nt
Organism: Nannizzia gypsea CBS 118893
Lineage: Eukaryota; Fungi; Ascomycota; Eurotiomycetes; Onygenales; Arthrodermataceae
Exons: 3
Coding region: 1-939 (312 amino acids)
Biological process (GO): carbohydrate metabolic process
Molecular function (GO): carbohydrate binding; isomerase activity
Source: RefSeq, a predicted model, not a curated record